CUAUGAGAAACCUCCCCCAGGGCUAAUUAAGGAGAAUGAAACGAAACCAGAAGACUGCAUACCUGAUGUACCCGGCAAUGAAAGUGCACGAGAAUUCCUGGCACAUGCCCCUACAAAAGGGCUUUGGAUGCCUUUGGGAAAAGAAGUCAAAGUCAUGCAGUGUUGGAGGUGUAAACGUUAUGGACAUAGAACAGGAGAUAAAGAAUGCCCAUUCUUUAUUAAAGGCAAUCAGAAAUUGGAACAAUUCAGAGUAGCACAUGAAGAUCCAAUGUAUGAUAUAAUAAGGGAGAAUAAACGUCAUGAAAAAGAAAUGAGGAUACAGCAACUGAAGCAGCUCCUGGAGGACUCUACCUCAGAUGAUGAUAACAGUGAUAAUGAUGGCAGCAGCUCCACUUCCUCAGAAUGUAGAGACAAACACAAGAAAAAAAAGAGAAAGAAGGAAAAGAAAAAAAAAGAAAAGAAGAAGAAGAGAAAGAAAAAGCAUAAAUCAUCUAAAUCUAACGAGAAGUCAGAAUCUGACUGA
Mesitornis unicolor (brown roatelo) is the source of this 523-nucleotide messenger RNA. It is a transcript of the gene RP9, whose product is annotated as retinitis pigmentosa 9 (autosomal dominant). The record is from RefSeq and is a predicted model, not a curated record. Gene Ontology annotation, biological process: RNA splicing. The transcript has 5 exons. Lineage: Eukaryota; Metazoa; Chordata; Aves; Mesitornithiformes; Mesitornithidae. The annotation marks the transcript as partial.